Messenger RNA from Salvelinus sp. IW2-2015, 1428 nucleotides. RefSeq names its product Golgi SNAP receptor complex member 1. Gene Ontology annotation, biological process: endoplasmic reticulum to Golgi vesicle-mediated transport; vesicle fusion. Gene Ontology annotation, cellular component: Golgi medial cisterna; SNARE complex; Golgi membrane. Gene Ontology annotation, molecular function: SNAP receptor activity. Lineage: Eukaryota; Metazoa; Chordata; Actinopteri; Salmoniformes; Salmonidae. The record is from RefSeq and is a predicted model, not a curated record.
UACCUACCACUAUUGUAUAGAUGACUAAUUGAAUAAGAUUUGCGAAAGCAGGCCAGGCAGCUGGAGAAUGAGUUGGACCUGAAGCUUGUGUCCUUAAGUAAACUGUGUACAAGCUACAGCAGCUCCAGAGAUGGACGUCGAGGAGACAGCAACUCAGAUACUGCUCCCCUCCUCAACAACUCGACGCAGGACAGAAUGUUUGAGACCAUGUCUGUGGAGAUUGAACAGCUGCUGGCCAAACUCACAGGUGUGAAUGACAAGAUGGCUGAGUACACCAGCACCCCGGGGGUGACGUCCCUUAACGCAGCCCUGAUGCACACGCUCCAGAGACACAGAGACAUCUUGCAAGACUACACUCAUGAAUUCCACAAAACCAAAGCCAACUUCCUUGCCAUCCGGGAGAGAGAAGAUUUGCUGGGGUCUGUCCGCAAAGACAUUGAGACAUACAAGAGUGGCUCAGGAGUGAACAACAGAAGAACAGAACUGUUUCUGAAGGAGCAUGAACACCUGAGAAACUCUGACCGCCUGAUGGAUGACACAAUAAGUAUUGCCAUGGCGACCAAGGAGAACAUGACAUCCCAGAGAGGGCUAUUGAAGUCCAUACAGAGCAGAGUCAACACUCUGGCCAAUCGUUUCCCAGCCAUCAACAACCUCGUCCAGCGAAUCAACCUGCGGAAGAGACGAGACUCCCUAAUCCUGGGCGGAGUCAUCGGCGUUUGCACCAUCCUCCUGCUGCUCUACGCCUUCCACUGAUGACGGACAGACCGGUCAAAACAAUCGUUACUCUGCGUUUGUAACAUCGGAAUCAGAACUCUGGAGAAUGGGCUUUAGUGAUUGGAGGCUACUGGACAGACAGACACCCUCUUGGCCCAAUCGGUUAACAGGAUUGAUCGAAGGCAGCAUGGACUACCUGAUUUGUAUUUAGCAGUGGGAGGGAAGGAUGGAGAACGAUAUGUGAGAUGGAGCAGCACCUUUUUAUUUUUUAUCAAAAGUUUGUGCUGUUCAACUCUGGUUAAGGGAACAGAGACCAAAUGUACUGGUAUGACUAGAUUUGAAAGGAUUAAAUAUAUAUAUAUAUAUAUAUAUAAUUCUUUCAAAUCUAUUAGUACCUUGAGAUAGGCAAAAGUCAUAGGCGCAAGUCAGGCAAGUCAUAUAUAUAUAUGACUUGCCUAUCUCAAGGUACUAAUAGAUUUGAAAGAAUUAUAUAUAAAAAAAUAUAUAUAAAAAGAACACUUGCUUUAAGGAGUGUAAUGGUCUGAAGACAGACGGUGGAAACGAAAGAGGGACUGUCUGUUGAUUUCUGUGAUGGAAGGAUUUUUAGUUGAAUGGUCCUUUUUCGUGAUGGGAUAUUCAGGAGGUUCAUCAUCAUCAUGGCCUGUACAUUGUGCAUUAUUAAUAAAUUAUUAAUUUACAGUAUGUGAUACUAGG